GGCCCCGAGCACAGCUGCGCCGCCCCAGUCUCAUCGCCCGCGUUGGGGCGCGGAGAGCGCCGUAUGCGGCGGUUCUGCUGCGAGACGCGUUUGAAGUUCGAGCUCUGGACCCUGGGAACGCUGACUCGUGUUAAACUUUUUUUUGCACCGAUUUUUCUCUUCACGGGAACAGUAAUUCUCACAAUAGCCCUCUGACGUACUUACCAAUGAGGCAGGAGGCCUGAGAGAAAUAAACUGCUUUGGAACACGAAGGCCACCAAGGAAUUAAGGUCGAAAGACACACCAAAAAGAACAGAAGCAAUUGGGACCUCUCUCUUCCCAUCACGGAGGAAAAGAGGAAAACUCGGGAGUUUAAGUUAAAAAAAAAAAAUGGAACCUUGUUCCUGUGACACUUUUGUGGCAUUACCUCCAGCAACAGUUGAAAAUAGGAUUAUUUUUGGAAAAAAUUCAGAUAGACCCUGUGAUGAAGUACAAGAGGUAAUUUAUUUUCCUGCUGCAGUUCACGAUAACCUGAGAGGACAUCUUAAGUGUACUUACAUAGAAAUUGAUCAAGUUCCUGAAACAUAUGCUGUUGUUCUCAGUCGCCCAGCUUGGUUGUGGGGUGCAGAAAUGGGAGCCAAUGAACAUGGAGUUUGCAUUGGGAAUGAAGCUGUUUGGGGAAGAGAAGAAGUUUGUGAUGAAGAGGCGCUACUGGGCAUGGACCUUGUCAGACUUGGCCUUGAAAGAGCUGAUACAGCUGAAAAAGCUCUUGACAUCAUUGUUGAUUUAUUAGAAAAAUACGGCCAAGGUGGAAAUUGUUCAGAGGAUGGUGUGACAUUUAGCUAUCACAACAGUUUCCUGAUAGCUGAUAGGAAGGAAGCCUGGAUUCUGGAGACUGCAGGGAAGUACUGGGCAGCAGAAAAAGUACAAGAGGGAGUUCGUAAUAUUUCUAAUCAGCUUUCUAUAACGACCAAGAUUGAUCGGGAACACCCAGACAUGAGAAACUAUGCUAAGCAGAAAGGUUGGUGGGAUGGUAAAAAGGAGUUUGAUUUUGCAGCAACAUAUUCUUAUAUUGACACAACCAAGAUGACAAUUUCACCAGGCAGAUACUGUGAAGGCUACAAACUUCUGAAUAAACACAAAGGAAACAUAACUUUUGAAACAAUGAUGGAAAUUCUCCGAGAUAAACCAAGUGGCAUUAAUAUGGAGGGAGAAUUCCUGACCACUGCAAGCAUGGUUUCUAUUUUACCUCAAGAUUCCAACUUUCCUUGCAUUCACUUCUUCACUGGGACUCCUGAUCCUGAGAGAUCUGUCUUUAAGCCUUUCAUAUUUGUGCCAAAUAUUUCACAACUACUGGACACCAGUUCACCAACAUUUGAAGUUGAAGACCCAGUUAAAAAGAAGCCACAUUUUAAGACUAAACUUGACAGAAGACACCCACUCUACCAAGAGCAUCAACAGGCAUUGAAAGUAAUAGAUAAGAAGGAGGAAAAAUCCGAAACAAUGUUGGAGAACAUGAGAAGUCUGGAGAAAGAACUAUUCAAAGAGAUGGAAUCAAUCCUUCAAAACAAGCAUCUUGAUGUGGAUAAAAUUGUUAAUCUUUUUCCUCAGUGUGCAAAAGAUGAAAUUCAAAUUUAUAAGUUAAAUAUUAGUUCUAAAUGAUCAUCUAAAUGGUCAACAAUCUUCCUCAAAGUCAGAAUCAAUCACUGUGGUAAAUGAUAUGAACCUAGUUUGAGUAGAUAUGAUUAUUCUUUAAUAUCAUUCAAGUGAUAGCUUGACUAUUAAAACUGCAUAUAAUUGCUGAAAUAACAAGAAAAUAACAUUGAAAUUAGACACAUAUAUUAUGGGAUAGCCAGUUGUUACAUCAGGUACUGACCCAUGUUAUUUUUUUUUGUAGCUACAAUAACUUUUUUCAAAUAACAUAUUCAAUUCUUCAUAAAGCAUGAAACAUUAAAAUAAUUAAUGGAUUUAAGUUUA
Molecule: messenger RNA, 1956 nt
Organism: Pipistrellus kuhlii (Kuhl's pipistrelle)
Lineage: Eukaryota; Metazoa; Chordata; Mammalia; Chiroptera; Vespertilionidae
Gene: SCRN3
Product: secernin 3
Exons: 10
Coding region: 370-1641 (423 amino acids)
Biological process (GO): proteolysis
Molecular function (GO): dipeptidase activity; cysteine-type exopeptidase activity
Source: RefSeq, a predicted model, not a curated record